Molecule: messenger RNA, 3033 nt
Organism: Symbiodinium sp. CCMP2456
Lineage: Eukaryota; Dinophyceae; Suessiales; Symbiodiniaceae
Source: the annotation of a GenBank genome assembly
AUGAAGGAGCAGCCAGCAGUGGACGAGUGGCAUCGGCAACUUUGGCCGGGACAGCCUGUGCCAGUCGUUACUCCAGAGAAGGGUGGCGGGGAAUAUGCCACCAGGUAUGUGACUACGUCUGUGAUGGUAGCAUAUGUGCUUCACAUGUGCUCUUCCUCCAGGCCUGCAGAGACUAGGAAGCUAGCUUAUGGAUGCUUGCGCUCACUGUUUGACAAAGCAUGCCAAACAGGCUGUUUCAGGAUACAGCAUGUGCACUUCUCGCUAGACUUGCAGCACGGACAAUGGACCACCCAGGAAUUGAGGCGUCCUACUGAUUUUCAGCCUUGGACGCAGCCUUUCUUUGACAAGCUAGUUGCUUUUCAGUGGAGCCUAGACUUGGUUGAUGACAAGAAGAUCGGUGUGACUUCCGUGCCUCCGAGAAUUCACCCCGCUGACUUUGUGCUGUGGACCAUGGACAUCACACGUGACUUGCGCAGACAGGCACCAGAAACUUUUUCUGCAAAGACAAAGAUGCAAUCGGCAGCGCUGUCGCUGUUGACGCAGCUGGCGUCAUUCAUAGAUGGCCACAUGAGAGCAGUGACCAUGGAGUAUCAGUUUGUGUCAGAGUCUGGAGCUAGGCCGCGGGCGGCAGCCAAGAAGAAGGCUGCAAAUGAUCUGAUGAGGUGUUUCAGGCGUCGGAAACCAGCGAAGAGAACGUCCGCUGCAGUCGUUUGGGAGAUUUGCGGAAGGGUGAGCGAGCUCUUGUUUUCGCAAGAGGAGCGUUGGAUUUCCAAAGCCAUUGCCGCUGCUGGGGGAGGUGUCUCGAGUGUCACGAAAGUUCUUUUCGACGGCUCCGACAACGCCAUGAAGCCUGUGGAGAUUUUCUUCUGGUACAGCAACAACACGCUUGCAGGGGCGUACGCCCCACCUGUCGUCCGCGGCCCAGUGACUGGCAAAGAAGCACGCCUGACUCUGGCAGCUAGGGCUGUGCGUAUAGCUUGGGAGAUAGAUGCCAAAUGCCGCCAGAUUCUGAAUGAUCACAACAUGUGGACUAGAUCUUGGCUGUCUGAGCCACACGGAGCACCGUGUGUUUUCGGAGAUGUCCUGGAACAGCUUCCCAGGGGCAGCAUUCGUGAAGUCGGCACGUUUUUCGAGAAGCUGGAUGAUGUGAACCGUGCCCACCUGCAGAAAGUGCAGUACUGCUUUCAGCACGGCCAGUGUUGCUCCGCCGUAAGGACCGUGGAUGUGGAUGUGUCCGGCCUUCCAUGCCAGGACAACAGCCGCGCCAACAUCAAGCGCAAGCUGCAGGACGGCAGGUUCGUCCCGGUGUACAUGGUUUGGGCAAAGAAGCACCGCCAUCUGCGCACACCUUUGUUGAUCAUAGAGAACACACCGGAUAUGCCUAUGGAUAUGAUCGGUCACCUCCUCUCCACAGAUUACCACUUGCAUCAGCUGUUUGUGGACCCUGCGGAUGUUGGCCAUGCGGGCGUGUCCCGUGCACGCACAUAUGUCUUUUGUGCACACAAGCAGACGUGCAGCUACAUCAUGGAUGUGCACGAGAUGCACUACUUCAUUUCGCAGGACAUCCGAGACUUUGUGCAGACGAAACCUCGUGAUUAUAUGGUGGCCCCUGAGCAUUUGCGCACUUUGUUUCAGCAGCAGAUUUGCAGAACGCGCAAGAUGGACUUCGUGCCGGGCCAUUCGGACGACUACUGGUUGUUGAACGAGCGUGAACGAUUUUUGGUGCAUCAGCUCGACCUGGACUAUGUGCACAUGUACCAGAAGCACCCGGCCAAAGUAGAAGACCUGAUCUACUUCCUGGGUGACCGGUACGAGCAUACCAGGAAUCGACAGCGAAGCCAUCAUGCCACCAGCGACGCGGCUGCCAAAAGCCACAACCAAAGCGCCCCCCAAGGCAACCGCCAAGGUUGCUCUGGUGCCGCCUGGCCCCAGGCCAGCGUUGCCAGCAGCCCGGCCCCCUGCGCCGCCCCCGCGAUGACAGCGCCGCCUGCUGCAUCUAUGGCUGUGGCUUUGCCCACCGCUGCCAUCACGUGGCCUGGUGGAUUCGUUUCGGGAACAGACCCCGUGAGUACGCGUGGCAUGGCUAAAGCCAAGGGCCCUGGCGGCAGUCACGACAAAGACGAGCUGAUCCGCAACCUCAGGGACGAGUGGAACCGAUUGGGAAGGCCAAUGUCCACGCAAGUGGUGGGACCGGAAGAAGCAGUUCGACUCGUCAUCCAAUACUUCACGGAGAUGGCGAACGGAGGCCGCCCGCGACACCCCGGUGUCCCGACGAACGCGAUUCUGGGCCCAGGAGGACCACCAGCACUACCGGCACCACCGGCGCCGGGAACGGGAACGCCGGCAAUUGCCUGGGAGCCAGCGGCAUCUGCCGCAGCAACAGCGUCAGACGCCGUGCCCGUCAUUGCCACCGUGUACACGGUCAGUGCUGACGAAGCGGGUCAAUGGUCAUUGACUUCUAUGAACACCAUGACAGGGGAAGACAUUGCGUCUUGCACUUUGCCAGCGACGGCUACCGGCUACUAUGUCGUUGUCUUCUCGGAAGGCGUGGCCUACUUCUGGGAUGGGAGCUCGGAGAGUGAAAUGGUUCAUUGCGAGGAGCACAUGGCUGCGCAGACUGAAGACGUUGCAGUGGCAGCGUCUGCGCCCGGAGUUGCACUUGCAUCCGCCCUGCUUCCUGGUAUGUCCGGUGCUGCAGGCCCAGGUCUUACGUCGACCGCACUGGUGCCGCGCCUGCCGGCAGAUGAUGACGAGGACGACUUCUCUUCAGCAGAGGAGAUAGAUCAGCCAGUCCUCGUUGCCUACUCGGAUGGCAGCCAGUCCCUCUUCUAUCGCCAGAGAGCAAUCGAGCUUCCGACGACGACCCGCUGGAAGCUUGUCCAGGACCCGAGCACGGCUGAGUGGCUGGUGGAUGCGGAGAACCAGGAUCCCAAUGUCAAGCCCAAAUGGGUGGCGAAGCUAAUGUCAUCGAAACGGUCCCGUCAGCGGCUUGAUUAUCAAUGGGAGUUGUCAGGAAAGGUGGUUUCAGUUUGA